AUGAAUAUAGAUUCUCCUAUGCUUGCAACAAAAGUGGACCGUUUGCUGCGGCUUGUGGCCUCCAAAGGGGUCCAAGCGCCAGGUCAAUUACAGCCAAUAACUAACGUAGUGGCGUUCUCUGGCGGCAUUGACUCGUCAUUAGUAGCUGCUUUGGUACAUCAAGUGUUUCCAGAAUCAAGUGCUGCAUGUAUUGGACGUUCUCCAGCUUUAGCUUCAGUGCAACUCGAACAAGCUCGAGAAAUUGCGUCUCAUAUUGGAAUUAGAUUAUGGGAAUGUCACACAAACGAAGUAAAAUUUGAAGACUACGUUGCGAAUCAAGGCAAAAGUUGCUAUUAUUGCAAGACAACAUUGUACUCGACACUGCAACAAGUGGCAGCAUUUGCGUGGGAUGAAUUGCAACAACAAACUGAAGCUCGAAUAAAACCUGUUUUAUAUAAUGGGACAAAUGCUGAUGAUCUGCUUGAUCCUACCAGAAUUGGAUUGGUUGCAGCAACAGAGUUUCAAGUAGUAAGUCCGCUUUGCGAACUUACUAAAAGCGAGGUGCGAGAUGUAGCGAAAUACUUGGGAUUGCCGAAUUGGAAUGCAGCGGCAUCACCUUGUUUAAGGUCAAGAUUGGAGUUUGGAGUGAAAGCGACAAAGGAACAUCUGCGGCGAGUUGAGAAAGCUGAGCACGUUAUUCGAAAAUUACUGAAUCUGAAAUCGCAUCGAAGCAUGCGUGUGCGAUUUCUUGCACGUAAUAAAGCUGCUGUUGAGCUUGAUGCCGAAGCGUUAGAAAUGUCAAAAAGUCAUCUUGACGUCAUUGAUGCAGAGCUUCGUAGACUUGAGUUUGAUGCUGUGGAAGUCCGUGCGUUUCGGUCAGGUAGUUUGAGCGGGUACAAUGUAGAAAAAGAAAAUGUCGUACGUCACAAGUAG
Molecule: messenger RNA, 912 nt
Organism: Plasmopara halstedii
Lineage: Eukaryota; Oomycota; Peronosporomycetes; Peronosporales; Peronosporaceae
Exons: 5
Coding region: 1-912 (303 amino acids)
Molecular function (GO): asparagine synthase (glutamine-hydrolyzing) activity; sulfurtransferase activity
Source: RefSeq, a predicted model, not a curated record